UAAUAGCAGCAACUACCCAGGAACGGAAGCUUCUCCAUCUGACAGGAACAGGGAGCCAGAGGCGCAAAUAAGCCAAUAUUCCAUAGAUGCAUCUUCGCGACUAAAUUUAGUUUACGCCAAGACCUCUCCGGGCAGUUAUUGUCAUCACAAUUAUUAUCAAGAAACAAACAUGGGAGACUGGAACCCUAAGCCAAUCAUCGGUGUUCCUAUCCAGAGAGGAGAAAUUAAUUUUGAAUGGCCAGUCGAGUUGUUUCUCGAGAAUCCAGAGAAAUUCAUUCGAGAGAUGGACACGUGUGCUGGGUCAUUGAGGGAGGAGAAAGAACAGUUCAUACUACGAGGUAUCUUGCCAUACCUGGAGCAAGUCAUGUGGGGCAAAUCCUCUGCUAAUAACAUUGAUACCUACAAAAUCCUUGCCCAAGCAAGCUGCAGCCGAAGUAGUUCUGAUGUUGUAAAACAUUCCCUACAUCAUCUCCAGCAUCUACUAUACAGAGAUAGCCUCGACUGCUCUAAGCAAAGUUUGCUGGGUGUAGAAAAAAUCAUACGAUCAUCUAUCGCUUCCCCAGAUGCAGUGUUCAGGGAGGAGGCAGAUCCAAUGCGUCUACUAAGACUAUCUGUGUACGGCUGCAUUCUGUCCGAGUUAAUAAUUCACCAGGUUCAGUCAGGAUUCUCUAUGAUAGACUUACAGAACAAUCUAAAAAAGCUCGAGGAACUGAAGGUGUAUUUCAAUCAGAUCAACCUGAAAAAGAAGGACAUUUUGAGAUAUUCGAUAGAAUUUAUUCAGGAAGCAAUUUCCUAUCUUUUGAAGUCACCAGAGAAGACGCUGAAAACACAUCUGGGACGCCACCUAGGUGAAUGCAAGGCGCUAUGUGCAAAUACGCAGAUUGAAGAAAAGACGUCGUUAUUUCAAAGGUUGAAGACAUCCAAAGUGAAAUGGUUUGAUUUGCACUGUAUUCUAUAUUAUCUGCAUGGACAGGUGCAUACUGAACGUCCCACUCCGCAGAUGCACAAGGAGCGAAAGGCCAUGAUUCUUCUCAGACGUGUGGUGGAAGCUUCUCUUGAUGGCGGAGGCGGAAAUGACUGGAAGUUCUGUCUCCUAACAGGAUCUCUACUGUCGGAGAUCUCAAUGAACAACGUCACCAAAGAAUUGAGGAUCGAAGCCGGUUCCUGUUUAGUGAAUCUCCUGAAGAAUGACAAAGCACAGAAGAGGCCAGAAUGUAGAGCGAUCCUUGACCGUCUUUCUAAACGGGUGCUGUUCUGUCAAGACAGUCUCAUUAAGAAGCUUUUGGUUCCUCAUCUACUCAACAACCAAAAUGCACAGUACACACUUCCAGCAGAACUCCACAUCGAGCACCUUACUUCCUGCUACAGGACUCAAACACUGGAAGUUAACAGCAUCAUAGCCAGUGAGGCGGGGCGCGAAGAACCGAGCUGUUUUGUCAACAGAGGUAUGUUGAAGGGACAAAAAGCGGCCGUAAAGAUUUUGGCUGUCACAAAGCAAGUUAUCCUAGAGGAAAACACCACAGUGCAGUCGGAGGCGAAGAAACGGCUAAUUGCAGAAGCCUACAACUUAUGUCAAUUAAACAGCCUAAAUCAGCAUCCAAACAUUCCGGUCCUUCUCGCCUAUAACACAACCACCGUACCAUACCAUAUCAUCACACAGUAUGAGAAAUACGGUAAUCUGCUUCAGCUUGUUCGAACGUCUCGAGAAGUCCAGGCUUUGCCAUCGUCCGUUAUUUACAAAAUGUUUAUCGGCAUAAUUGAGGGCCUUUUAUACUUACACCAAAAGCUGCACUUGGUUCACCGGGCCGUCAUGGCGGAAAACAUUCUAGUCGGAGAUGGUUAUACAUCCAAGCUGAGUGGCCUGCACUCCUUAGAAAUGCUACAAAACAGACAUUAUGGCGACGCCCAAGAUAAUCGCUCACCAGAAUAUGAUUACGCCAUCCUCGAUGACGAUUUACCGCAAUGUAUAAGCGAAAAUGAUGAAGGCCUGCCAGUAAGAUGGAAAGCGCCGGAAUGUCUACGGCAAAACUUGUAUUCCACUGCCUCUGAUGUCUGGGCAUUUGCUAUGCUUAUGUACGAAGUACUCACUCUUGGAUGCUGCCCGCACAGACACAUCCGAGAGGAUAGUGAGGUCGCCAAUUAUGUUUUUCAGGAAGUCAAUGAAGAGUACCUACCUCAAGAGCCAUCAAUUGAUGAUGAUGAAUACAAGUUGAUGAAGCAGUGCUUGAAAAAGCGAAGAAAUGAAAGGAUCAGAUUACUCGACCUUAAAGAAGAACUCAAGGAAAUGCGGCUAAAGAUGAAAUCAGGGGAAGAAAAGCUACGGCGUAACCCACCACACUUAGAGCUUGACAUUGUCAGUGUAUCUCAACAACCACAGGAACUGGAUGAUAUGUACGAGUUCGUUUCUCAAGACAAUGUUUCAGAGUACACCGAUGUUGACAGAUCACAGACGAUCUACGAAGAGUAUGAGGAUACGGAGGAAUCUGUGAUGAAAGAGAGGAUCACUGGUGGGGACAAACAGCAUUUGAGAAGACUUUUCUCGCUUCGCAAUGAUUAUCUCCUACCUAUCCAUAGGAUGUUUAAUUUGGAUUCUCACAGUCCAGAUGUUGACAUUCACUCGCCAAGAACCAGCUUUGGGAACUUGAAAGAGUAUGUUCUUGACCGACGUUGUGAGAAGGACGAUAUAAUCACAUACUUAUGUCAGGUGGCGUCUGCUCUACACUACCUUCAUGUCAACCACAUUGUACAUGGGGACCUCCGCCCAGAACAUGUAUUUGUAGCUGGACCACACAAGGUCCAGGUUGGCUUCCUGGGUCGCUCCAAGCCUCUUUCUAUGAGUGCUUAUGAAGUAACCAGUACUUCAUGCGUGGUUGAGGCUGCCCUGCUACCUGAUUCUACUCGCUGGUGUGCUCCGGAAGUGAUCUUAGAGAAUCACUAUUCUCAUGCAAGCGAUGUGUGGGCUUUUGGAAUCUUAGCAUGGGAAUUGUACACUUCCUUCGCUGUUGGUCAAAGUGAUAUACGUGCUUCUUUGCCCUACCACAGUAUAGGCUCCGAUAAGUCAACCUUGUGUAACCAUAUGAAAAACGAAGGACCACUUACCCAACCUGACGGCUGUCCUGAUUGGGUGUACAUCAUGAUGCAUCAGUGCUGGACAUACGACCCAAAACAGAGACCACCAAUUAUUGCUAUAUUAGAUUGCCUUUCAAGCAGGGAACCGAUGCAGUCGUGGAUGAUGAAGUUAUGGUUAAACAAUCAUGAUGAAAGCGAGUGGCCAGAUUUGCCAAUCUAUCAGCCCGAGGGUGCAUGCCAUGUGACACGGGCAGAAGAACACCCCUCCAAAGACGUUAUCGAAAAAAUGUGCUCGGAAAGCUUUUUUACCCACCACAAGUACUUGUACGUCGAGAGCAUUCAAAGAAGUGUGGCAGGUACGGUAGAUGAAGACCAAUACGAAUUCCGCGAAUCCCCUGAUAUCUCUCAGUCAUUACACCAAGGAUCCUCUGUGUUCCAUCAGUCACCACGAGAAUCUUUGGCAAGUCUCGGCCUUUCUCGUGACCGCAGCUCUAAAUUUGGCCAGGAACAACAAACGGUUGCACAAGGAGGUGAGACCAUCGAGAGCCGUGAUUACUACUAUUCUUAUCCAGCAGUUGAAGAAAUGUUUGGUGAAGAACGUGGCUGUUCUAUGUCUCAGCCUGAAGAUGCCAUUUCAGAUCACGAACAAUACGAACUGUGCGAAUCCCCUCAUAUCUCUCAGUCUUCCCGAGGAUCUUCUGUUAAUGACAUAUCUGAAAACAAUGAAGGAGGAGUUGACGUUGAAGAUGGCCCGAAACACGAUCUGCGUUUGGAGAAUAACACAGUGUACAAGGAGCUUGAUAAAACCAACCAGGGCUACAUGCCACUUUCGAUAGAGCAGAGGACUGGAGAACAACCAUGUUUUAUCACUUCAGAUACUAAAAAAUUAAGUACACCUUUGCCCCAGUACGGCGGUAAUGAUUCCUCUGUUGGGUGCUACAGUUGUGUCGACCUUCUUGUGCAAGGCCCUCAUCAAGGACAAGAAGACGAACGUUUCUUUUCUGGACCUAUAAAUUCCACUGAAAUCUUCCAGAACAUGGAAUGCAAACUGAAAUACGACUCAAAUGAGGACAUGGCCAUUCAAAAGUUGUUAAAGGAUGCAGAGUUUCUUUACCAGGACAUUGUACAAGGAAGGAAAAAAAGUGUCAGAAAGUAGAAUCGAACACUGUCGGGAGUGACGAAGAUUUUUACAUGCACCGAAACCAAAGCUUAGAACCAAAGCAAGUGCCACAGAAUGCUGAGCGUCGGAAAAGUAAGAAGGUGUACGGACAGAAACAAAAGUGGCUUAUAUGAGCAUGCUAUAAUAAUCUAUCUAAACUGGGUAGUCUUCGUACAUACAGGCCAUGCAUGCAUGAAGUAGGUUUAACUAAUUCAGGUAAUAUCAGUAGCGG
Messenger RNA from Orbicella faveolata, 4460 nucleotides. RefSeq lists its product as uncharacterized. Gene Ontology annotation, biological process: protein phosphorylation. Gene Ontology annotation, molecular function: ATP binding; protein kinase activity. The record is from RefSeq and is a predicted model, not a curated record. Lineage: Eukaryota; Metazoa; Cnidaria; Anthozoa; Scleractinia; Merulinidae.